This is a messenger RNA of Adineta ricciae, 507 nucleotides long. The record is from the annotation of a GenBank genome assembly. NCBI's taxonomy places the organism in Eukaryota, Metazoa, Rotifera, Eurotatoria, Adinetida, Adinetidae.
AUGACUUGGUUAAAUGAAUGGUUUAAAGAACAAUUUCCAUCGUAUAAACUUGCCCUUCAACAUGCUGAUCCACGAACAAAAGAUUGGUUUUUAUUAUGGCGUGAUCCAGUUCCUGCAGUAACAUUAGCUUUGAUCUAUUUGGCAAUUGUCAUCAUUGGUCCCCGUUAUAUGCGUCAUCGACAACCAUUUCAUAUUCCAUCAUCGAUACUUUUCAUUUAUAACAUGGCUUUGGUCGUUCUUUCAGCUUAUAUGGUCGAAGAAGUAAGUCAACUUCACAACUUUCNUAUCCAAGAAACACUAGAAGAAAUGUAUGGGGCAUCAAUGGUCAGUGUGUCGGAAGAUCAACAACAACUAACUGUGACGGUUGACGAGAAAAAGGCGAUAGUUGAUCUCGAAUCAUAUGAAGUGAAAUGUGAUGAUGAAGAAAUCCAAUCGAUGAUUGAAGUGACCGUGAAACAUAUGAGUGCAUGUAUUCAACCAUUGAAACUAACUCCGUCAAUUGCAUGA